Knipowitschia caucasica is the source of this 720-nucleotide messenger RNA. The record is from the annotation of a GenBank genome assembly. Lineage: Eukaryota; Metazoa; Chordata; Actinopteri; Gobiiformes; Gobiidae.
AUGUGUAAAGAGCUCAGGACCAAAGUUUUGCGUUUGUUACCGCAGACUCUCAAUGGACCGAUCCUCCAGCGGCACGAGAGCCACGCAGAUGGUGCUGAUGUCUUGGGACAGACGGUGAAGGCUCUGCAGGAGGGCCAUGUGGUCGCCCUUCCCACUGACACCAUCUAUGGCCUGGCCUGUCUGGCUCAAAACUCUGAGGCCGUCUGCAAAAUCUACAAUAUCAAAGGACGAAACGAACAGAAACCUUUAGCAAUUUGUGUGGGUGAAGUCCAGGAUAUUAAAAAAUACUGUAAAGUUCAAGUUGACGAAGAGUUGUUGCAAGACCUGCUACCCGGUCCAGUCACGCUGGUAUUUGAACGAACCGACCUACUCAACCGGGACUUAAACCCAUUCACUUCUCUCGUGGGGGUGCGUAUCCCAGACCACCCCUUCAUGAGGCGCCUGUGUCAGAUGUGUGGGGAGCCUCUUGCCCUCACCAGCGCCAACAUCAGUUCUCAAAACAGUACUGUAGCCGUGCAUGAGUUCAAGGAGCUGUGGCCAAAGCUUGCAGUCGUGGUGGACGGGGGGCCCAUCGGGGACCAGAGCCGCCUCGGAUCAACUGUGGUGGACCUCUCGACCCGCGGGAAAUGCAGAAUAAUCCGACCUGGAUGUGCACUUCCCUCCACGCUUGAUGUGCUGCAACAUAAAUAUGGGCUGUCAGCUGUGACUCUCGGAGAAUGA